Molecule: messenger RNA, 3120 nt
Organism: Poecilia reticulata (guppy)
Lineage: Eukaryota; Metazoa; Chordata; Actinopteri; Cyprinodontiformes; Poeciliidae
Source: RefSeq, a predicted model, not a curated record
CUGCAGAAUGGGCAAAGAGGUGUACAGCUUCGCUGGCCAUGAGAUCGUCAUCGAAGAGGGUCUUGACUCAUUUGCAGGCAUGAUAUGGCCUGGGGUGAGUGUGCUGGUGCUGGUACUGAGGUUUUACUUUUUUAUAAAACCCGGCCUACUGUGGAGAAGGUUGAGAAGUAUAUGCCAGCCACGCUUCCCUUUAAAAACAACACUGAGAGUUAAAGAGCUCUGACCGCUUCAGAUUUUUGAUUUUGCCACUUGAUGUUCAUUGUAGAGUCAGUGAAGGUUAUCCACUCUGCACCAUGGCUCUGCAAAAUGUUCAGAAAUGCUUUGAUUGAAAAAGCCAUGAGUAGCUCGCCAAUUCUCUGCAUCCCAGUGCAACACAGGAAGGGAAAAAUCUACUUCCUUUUCUACAUUAAGUUUGAGGACUAUAAUGUCAUGGUUGGCUAUAUCGUACUAGCUAUUAAACUAGUUAUUUAUGCUAUAUUGGACAUUUGGGUGGUUGCUACUUUAUAUGUUUUACUUUGCAUCCAUCCUUUGGGUUUGCACACCGGCAGUGGGAAUUAUUGCUGUUUCUCCCAGGCUUUGGCUCUCUGUCACUACCUUGACACUCACCGUGACCAGCUGAAUCUCGUGGACAAAGCCGUCCUGGAGAUUGGAGCAGGAACCGGUCUUGUGUCUGUGGUAGCGGCACUUCUCGGUGGUUGGGUCACAGCGACAGACCUUCCAGAGGUUCUGAGCAACACUAGAGCCAACCUGUGCAGGAACACCAGGGGUCUCUGCAGACACACACCCCAGGUGGCACCUCUGCCCUGGGGCUAUGACCUGGAGAGCACCUACCCUUCAUCCGUCUACAGGUAUGACUACGUCCUGGCAGCCGACGUGGUUUACCAUCACGACUUCCUGGAUGAGCUCUUGGUCACCAUGAAGCAUUUCUGCAAACCAGGAACAACACUGAUCUGGGCCAACAAGGUCCGAUUUGAGUCUGAUCUAGUGUUCACGGAGAACUUUAAGAAAGCCUUCCACACAAGUCUACUGGUCGAAGAAGGAGAGAUGAAGAUCUUCAUGGCAAUGAGUAGGGAGGGAGAUGGUGAAGUAGACCAGGGGCUGGAAAUCCAAGAUCUGUUGGGAGAAGAGGAUGGAACGACUGUGGAGGAAGAAAGCAACAAAGAUGACAGCGAAGACCAACCUUCCUGUGCCUGUAAAGAGGUGAGAGCUGAUGUACUGGACAGUUACAAUGAGGAGGAGUGGGAAAAAGACAAAGAGUUUGAAAGUGAUGAGGAGGAAGAGGAAAUUGUGACCUCCAAAGACGAUGAAACACAUGAGCAAAAUGAGAAUGUUGCAAGCAAUGACAACAGUUCUGAUCAGGAGCGUUCGGACCAGACAGCUGUAAGGCAGAAAUGGGUUCCAAACAUCAUUUGCCGCGUUAACAAAGACAUCUACCAUUACGUAGGGGAGGACAUCGUCAUUUACGAAUCCAUAGAUUCAUUUGGAGCAAUGAUGUGGCCAGCUGCGUUGGCUUUGUGCUCCUUCCUUGACAACAACAGGGACACAGUGGACCUGCGAGGGAAGAAGGUGCUGGAACUGGGAGCAGGAACAGGACUGGUAGCCAUUGUGGCCAGUCUACUGGGAGCUGCAGUCACAGCCACAGACCUUCCAGAGAUAUUAGGUAACCUUCAAGCCAACUUAAUGAGGAACACCAGGGGUCUCUGCAGACACACACCCCAGGUGGCACCUCUGCCCUGGGGCUACGACCUGGAGAGCACCUACCCUUCGUCCGUCUACAGGUAUGACUACGUCCUGGCAGCCGACGUGGUUUACCAUCACGACUUCCUGGAUGAGCUCUUGGUCACCAUGAAGCAUUUCUGCAAACCAGGAACAACACUGAUCUGGGCCAACAAGGUCCGACUUGAGUCCGAUCUAGUGUUCACGGAGAACUUUAAGAAAGCCUUCCACACAAGUCUACUGGUCGAAGAAGGAGAGAUGAAGAUCUUCAUGGCAACGAGUAGGGAGGAAGAUGAAGGUGACAGGAACAGACUGAGUAGGCCUACCGACUGCAGGCUCAAAGCCUAAGGAGGUUUAAAGGACUUAAUGUUGAAACUUUUUGUGUGAUUUAUUUUUUUUAAAUGUUGUCAGAUGCCCACUAACUUUGUUAAAGGUUGGCAGACAUGCAAGAUCUGUUUACAAAUGUUUUGCUCGAGACUCAGUAUGGAAGUCAUGUUUACGUUUGUUGGCUUCAGUUACCUGAGAAACGUUUAAAUGUCAGCUUAGUAUCAAAAUAUUUAUAAUAGUGGUCUUGGCAAGCUUCACUUUGGCUGGUCUGACUUUAAUCAAGAAAAAUUAGGAAAAGUAAUGAACCGUUUCUGGAGGCUCACUCUCACAAUAGACAACUUUUUUUUAAUACUUCUGCUGUUUUGGUUCUGCCAAAGCAUGGAAUUUGUAUAUGCCACUGCAACAACUUGUGUCUAUGCUUCUUAUGCUGGUACAAGAUGUUUGUGACGAUAUGCUGCACUGGGUUUUUUACCAAAAUGUCUACUGUGGUCUCAUCUGUCCAAUGAUUGUCCUUGUGGUACAAUUAGGUGCCACUUUACAAACUUAACAUGACUUGUUGUAUUUUCUUCAAGACAGAAGUCGUUCUACUGGAAACGUUUGAGUUCAUCCUGAUGUGAAUUUGCUGGGAUGCCUUGAUUGAUUUCCACUUGUGGAUUACAAAAUUGAUUGGAAAAAGCCUUAAAAUCUAGAUUGAUACACAUCAACAGAUGCUUCUUUAAAGUCAAUGUAAUUUCCAUGCUGACAUUGUGUUAACACACAUCUGUAUCCUCCAAACAUCCACUUUCUGGUCUUAUAGGAGGUGGUCAGAAUGCUGUCAUAUAAACAGGAGAAUAUACUUCCCCUUUUCCUGUCAAAUCUCAUUAAAGAUGCAAUGGUCUAGAUGCAACAAUGAAGCUCAUUGUACUGGGGAAACCUAUUGUCUAUUUGGUGGUUCAAUGCCUUUUUGUUUAACAAACUACUUUUGAUAGAUCAAACUAUGUGGACAAUGUGAAUUCUUCUUUGUCUUUUUGUAUUUUUCAGACUCAUAAUAGAGACAAGUGACAUGUGAACCCGUUUUAAAUAUCUUUAUUCAGUGAA